Molecule: messenger RNA, 6205 nt
Organism: Gigantopelta aegis
Lineage: Eukaryota; Metazoa; Mollusca; Gastropoda; Neomphalida; Peltospiridae
Product: phosphoinositide 3-kinase regulatory subunit 4-like
Exons: 34
Coding region: 114-4175 (1353 amino acids)
Biological process (GO): autophagy of peroxisome; protein targeting to vacuole; macroautophagy
Cellular component (GO): nucleus-vacuole junction; late endosome; phosphatidylinositol 3-kinase complex, class III, type I
Molecular function (GO): protein serine/threonine kinase activity; protein binding; ATP binding
Source: RefSeq, a predicted model, not a curated record
AGAAAGUGGGGAGUGUUGUUAUUAUUUUUUCAAUGAUUACAACUGUAGACGUAAAUGGUAAUGUUACACAUAUUGCAGAAAAAACCUUGGUAAUUGGUGAUUUUUUAUGAACAAUGGGUAACCAGCUUACCGGAAUCGCACCAUCACAGAUUCAGUCAGUAGAACAGUACCUGCUUGAUGUCCCAGACUACACAUUUGAAACCAGUUUGGGUAGCACACGGUUUUUCAAGGUUGCUCGAGCAAGGAAUAAGGAAGGACUUUCAGUAGUGAAGGUUUUCGUCAUUCACGAUCCAUCGUUACCUCUUCUAACUCACAAAACAAAACUUGACGAAAUUUCUCAACGUCUGAAAGGAACUUCCAACUGCUUACCUUUUCAGAAAUCUCUUUACUUUGACCGGGCAGCCCUUUUGUUUCGUCAAUAUGUGAAAGACAGUUUGUACGACAGAAUCAGCACUCGGCCAUUCCUCAAUGCAGUCGAGAAGAAGUGGAUUGCUUUUCAACUUCUGUGUGCCCUGAACCAGUGCCACAAGGUCAAGGUGUGUCACGGAGAUAUCAAGUCCGAGAAUGUUAUGAUAACUGGAUGGAACUGGGUUCUACUCACAGAUUUUGCCAGCUUCAAACCCACAUAUCUUCCGGAGGAUAACCCGUCAGAUUUCUCGUAUUUCUUCGACACAUCUCGACGGCGGACGUGUUACAUCGCUCCAGAACGGUUUGUCGAGGGCGGGUGGAGGAACUCAGAUGCUGGGAACCAGAUGGCAAACAUUGACCUGACCUCCAGUGAGAUCAUGACAGGAGAUCUCACACCGGCCAUGGAUAUCUUCUCAGCUGGAUGUGUGAUCACUGAACUGUUUACGGAAGGUACUGCCCCAUUUGAUCUCUCUCAGCUACUUGGCUAUCGCAGUGGAGAAUACAGUCCAUGGAAAGUCCUUGAGAAAAUAGAAGAUACAAGUAUCAGGGAACUUGUUCGCCACAUGAUGCAGAAGGAUCCCAACCACCGACUGUCGGCCGAGGAGUACCUGAUAAAACAACGAGGCAAAGCGUUCCCCGAGUUUUUCUACACGUUUCUCAAACUCUAUCUUCAGCAGUUCGUGCUGACGCCGAUAAAACCACCCGAUGAUCGCAUUGCUCACAUAAAACAUGAACUUGUACAGAUUUUAAAGCACUUGAAGAUCGACGAUAACAACGUGGAUGAGAAUGCCAGCCUCGUUCUCAUCAUAUCAAUUGUCGGAUCAAGCUCUAGGAAUAUACACUUCUGCAAUGCUCGUCUCGACACGUUGGAUCUACUUCUUGAACUUUCGUUGCACGUCAGUACUGACAUUAUUCUUGACCGAAUUGUACCAUACAUGCUGCAUUUUGCACACGAUCCGUUUCCCCAUGUUAGAGCUGGUAUGCUUCAAACAAUAACUCAGUGUCUGUCUAAAGUGAAAAGUGUCCCACGCAGUGAUUCUAAUGUGUUUCCUGAAUAUAUAUUCCCGAGUUUGACACAUCUGGUUCAGGAUCCGGUUGCUCUGGUGCGAGCAGCGUAUGCUCAGAACAUAGCACAGCUAGCGGAAACUGCUCUCAGAGUUCUGGAAAUGACUCAGCUACAGGAGAUGACUGAAAUGAGUUCACAGGACGACACAAGGGAAGCUUCGCAGUAUGAGCUUGAAUCAAGCUAUGACAUGGAGUUACAGUCCUUGCAAGAAACGAUUCAGCAGAAGGUCGUGACCUUGCUUAGUGACCUUGACAACACAGUGAAGCAAACUCUUCUCGAAAACGGAAUAACUCGUCUUUGUGUCUUCUUUGGCAGACAGAAAGCUAACGAUGUUCUCCUCUCUCACAUGAUCACAUUUUUAAAUGACAAGUACGACUGGCAUAUACGAGCUUCGUUCUUCGACAACAUAGUGGGCGUGGCUGCAUACGUCGGCUGGCAGAGUUCGUCCAUCCUGAAGCCGCUCAUUGAGCAGGGUCUGAGCGACAGCAACGAAUUUGUGGUUCACAAGGCGAUCGGGGCACUCGCGUCUCUUGCAGAGCUCGGGUUGAUGCAGAAACCCAUGCUGCAGGAGUUUGUGCAAGAAGUCGUGCCAUUUUUAGCUCAUCCGGGUGUUUGGAUACGACAGAGUGCUGUGGGAUUUGUUGCUGUGGUAGCGAAGACUCUCAAUAUUGCCGAUAUCCACUGCAAACUUCUUCCCCAAGUGAACCCAUUUCUAAAACACCAGGUUCUACAACUGGACAACGAGUCGAUUGUUUUGAAUGCUCUGGACGAGCCCAUCCCGCGAUCUGUGUUCGACUACGUCCUGAGAUCGCUGGUGGACGGGCUGUUUGAAACACUGCAGAACAGACAGUACAUACGCAGUAUCAGCCGCGCCGGACACAAACCAAUCUACCCAGAACUGGCCGAACAUCUAAUACCGAUUUUCAGAAAGUUGACCUAUAUUGGUAUGACAGAAUCACAUGAAGACAAAUUGCUAAGGAUGAAAGAUUUCAUAAUAAAACUUCACAGAUCAAGAGCUGGGUCUGCAGAAAACUCUGUGAACGAAGAUAGUCCGCAAGCUGGGACACUGAAUCUACAGAAUUAUGUGACUGUGGGGAAAGUGGUUACUCGUCGCCAUGCCGAUCUCUACAGAUCAAAGGAUCACAUGAAUGAAGGACAGCAGUCGCCCACCAGUCGAAGAAAGAAAAAGGUUCAACAUCCAGAUACCCCUGCAGUUACCAUGAAUGCCGAAUGGAAGAAGAUGUUUGGAUCGGUGGAUGUGGACAAAUCUUUAACCGCUUCACAGAGGUCGAAAAUGACGGCGGAAAAACCCGACUCGAGUCUUGAUAAGAAGAGCCUGAUGUUGUCGGGUCAUUCGUCGGCCAGCAGCAUUGUUAACGUGUCAAGAGAUUCAACCACCACAGGCGACGGCUCCGUGAAAAAGGUGCCAUCACACCAAACACGCUACGCCGUCUGUAAGUGGGAACUACGUAACAUUGUUCACAAACGACGAGAGCAGUACAAGGUGGACAUCCUCACUAAAGACUUGUUGGAGGGUAUUGCGUGGGACAGCCGCCCCCCGCCUGACAACUGGAAACCGCGCGGGCUGCUCGUCGCACACCUGCAAGAACAUCGGUCGGCCGUUAACAGAAUCCAGGUGUGUGACGAUCACAGGUAUUUUGCCACUUGCUCUAACGAUGGCACGGUCAAACUGUGGGAGUGCUCAAAGUUGGAAGGGAAGAGUGUGGCCAAUCGCUCCAAGCACACACUCAACAAACAAGGAGGACGUAUCAAGUGUUUGACUUUCUGUGAAAGUUCCCAGUCAGUGGCGUCGGCAUCAGACAACGCUACCAUCCAUGUGUACAGAAUUGAUGCCGAUCGCCUGAGUCCAGUAGAGAUCAUGGAUGUUGACAAACAGAAAUAUGGUCAUGUUGUCGACAUCACACAUUUUGAUGCAGGGUCUCAGUCGGUUCUGACGUAUGCGACAGUGAACGGUUACCUCAUGGGCUGGGACCUUAGAUCCAACUCCAUGGCCUGGCAACUCAAAAACGACGCACGGACAGGGCUGAUAACAAGUUUUGCGGUGCACCACACGCAAUGUUGGCUGGCCAUCGGAACCAGUAGUGGCUGCCAGGUGUGCUGGGACAUGCGCUUCCAGCUGCCAAUCAAUACCAUAACACACCCCACUGGUGCUAGAGUUCGGCGACUAAUCAUGCACCCUAAAGACCUGCCGUGGAUCGUGUCCGCCCUGCAGUGGAACAACGAGGUGUCCAUGUGGGAUGUGGAGACGGGCGCCAGACAGAAGUCUCUGUGGGCGAGCACGGAGCCACCACUCUCACAGUCCCAGACUAACGGACAUGCGGUACAUGGAAUGCACAUAGCCGCGACGGACACGAAGAUUUUCCUGUUAACGGGCGGCUCGGACAUGAGAUGUAGGUUCUGGGACCUGACCAACCCCGCCAACUCGUUCAUCAUGAGUAACGCGGCCACAGACCCAACUAACAUUUCAUUCUCUUACAGGUCUCAACUCAUUGAUGGUACGGAGGUGAUACAGGAAGUGUGUACGAAGAAACAGAUUAGCACGGAGGACAUUCCACGGCGAGUUCCGGAGGCGCCAUCUUCUGGCCAUCACGAUAUCAUCAGUGACGUCAGUAUAUGUCAGGCGUCACAAUGUCUCGUCAUAACGGCGUCAAGAGACGGUGUUGUCAAAGUGUGGAAGUGAUGUUAGUCUUAAAUUAAAGGACAAUCUUCUGGCCAUCAUGACAUUAUUGGGCUCAGUUGACCUUUUUUUUUCAAUUAGACAAAAAAAAACAAGGUAUUAUUUGGGAGACAUCAGUGACAUCAGUGUAUGUCUCGUCAUAACAACAUCACGAGACGGUGUCAUCAAAGUGUGAUGUUAGUCUUCACUUAAAGAUCAAUCUUCUGGCCAUCACGACAUUACUGGGCUCAGUCUGCCUUUGUUUUUAAAUUAGACAAAAAAAACCAAGGAAUUAUUUGUGAUGUCAGUAUAUGUCGGGUGUCACAAUGUCUCCUCAUAACGGCAUCAUGAGACGGUGUCAUCAAAGUGUGAUGUUAGUCUUCACUUAAAGACCAAUCUUCUGGCCAUCACGACAUUACUGGGCUCAGUCUGCCUUUGUUUUUAAAUUAGACAAAAAAAACCAAGGAAUUAUUUGUGAUGUCAGUAUAUGUCGGGUGUCAUAAUAUCUCGUCAUAACGGCAUCACGAGACGGUGUCGUCAAAGUGUGGAAAUGAUGUUAGUCUUAACUUACAGGCCAAUCUUCUGACCAUCACAACAUUAUCAGUGACGUCAGUGUAUGUCAGGCUUCACAAUGUCUCGUCAUAACGACAUUACAAGAUGUUGUCGUCAAUGUCGUCAAAGUGUGGAAGUGAUGUUAGUCGUAAAUGAAAGGACAAUCUUCUGGCCAUCACGACAUUACUGGCCUCAGUCUACCUUUUUUUUUAAUUAGACAAAAAAAAAAGAGCAUUAUUUUGGAGACACAUUAUCAGUGACGUCAGUAUAUGUUGAGCGUUGCAGUGUCACGUCAUAAUGGCGUCAAGAGACGGUGUCGUCAAAGUGGAAGUGAUGUUGAGUCUUGAUGUAAAGGAAAGCAAAGGAAGGAAGGAAAUGUUUUAUUUAACGAUGCACUCAACACAUUUUAUUUACGGUUGUAUGGCAUCGGUUAACGUAAAGGCUUCUGAAAAUUGAAAAUUUAUGUAACCCAUUUACGAGUUUUUGUGUGACCUGUUAUGACUGCGUAAAUGAUGUCCAAGUGAAUUACUAUACCAAAAUUUUACGUGGUCGGAGUGUACCUUAAGCCGAAAGUAAAUACCUCACAUUAUGACAUCAAAGCACUGAAAAACUUGCACAUGGAAAAAUCUCUCAUACAUGUACAUCGACUCUUUUUUUCUUUCUUUUUUCCAGCGCGCUAAAUACCCGGUCUCAGAAUUGCUUGUCUGGAAAAUGUCCUAUGUAUAUGCAUUGUAUCGAUAAACUCGCCCUCGGAAACAUGCGCAGUCACAUUAAUUGAAACCGGGACUUGGGCCCCAGAUCAUUAUUGUUUCAAAUUAAUAAAUAGUUUGGCACUGAAAAAGUGUAUAAAAUGUGUUUCUUGCACACCCUUUUGAGUGAACACUGCAAGAUUUAUCACAAGGUCAUAUCUAACAUAUGUUGGAGAUAUUAUUGGCUGCUCCAAGGUCUUGACCUACAUAUAUGUGUCAAAUCCAAACAGAUUUGUGAAAUGAACAAUACUAAAACUAAUUUAUGCUAAUGACGUGUUAAGUCUGCAAGUUCAAAAACCGUAACUGAAUUAGGAAAUAAAUUUUAAUUUUAAAAUUGUUUUUAAUCUAGUUUUAUUUCACUAAAUCAACUUGUGAUGUGUGACUCAACAUGUGACCACAUUUGUGACUUGUGAUUUGACUUCUGACUUAAUGGUUCAUGACUUACAAACUCACAAGUUCAGUAAAUAACUAUGUGACUUAUCCUCGGGACUUUUGUUUUGACUUCUUAAUUUAGAACAAGUGAACUAAUGUGCAUGUAUUUUAAGGAAAAAAUAUGUUGACUUGUGGGGCAUUUCAUACAAAUAUUAUAUUGUAUUAGUUAUAUACAGCAAAAUGUGUUGCACUUUGUCCAUUCCAAUUGGAGUUGGUGCUGGAUAGUACAAACAAUGAAUAAUGGAUUAAUCUAAGUGUACCAUCAUUCAACCAUGUAUAUUUGUAUGUUAAAUUAUUGUUUUUGAACAUAAACAUGAUGAU